UUAAACGUCACCCGGAAGUUUAUCCGUGGCGGCUAUAAAGACACUUCCUGCCAGCUUCCUUCCAAGUAAUCUUUAGAAAUAUUCAUGGCGUGACGCUGUGGCAUAUAGGAAGGUAUUAAAGAAGGGCUCACGAUGAACUACGUACCUGGGACGGCGAGUCUCAUCGACGAGAUCGACAAAAAACACCUGGUUCUCCUCCGAGAUGGCAGAACACUGAUCGGGUACCUCAGAAGCAUUGACCAGUUCGCCAAUUUGGUUUUCCAUCAGACAGUUGAACGCAUCCAUGUGGGGAAGAAGUUUGGUGACAUCCCCAGAGGAAUCUUCAUUGUGAGAGGAGAAAAUGUGGUGCUUCUUGGCGAAAUAGACAUGGAAAAACCAUGUGACACAGUCCUGCAGCAGGUUUCCAUUGAGGAGAUCCUGGAGGAGCAGAGAUUAAAACAGCAAACCAAACAGGAGACAGAGAAGGUCAAGAUGCAGGUUCUGAAAGACAGAGGCCUCUCCAUCCCCAAAGCUGAUAACUUGGAUGAAUAUUAACAGUGUAAAUCCCACAAGUUGCUUCAGUUUGUAUCAGACUGAUAUCUUAGUUGAAUUUAAGAGCGCAUGAUUUUAUGAGCACUGGGCAGCAUUAUGAUUUGCCUCCUUACUGUAGUGUACUGUAGAAUUUAAUUUCAAUUAUCUGCUCUCAAUUUUGCAGGCCAGUGGUGGCAAAACAUGUUUGUCAUGGAUCACUAUGAUAGCAGUUAUUUUACAGCAGCACCUUGUGUUACUCUAUGCCAAUUGUUUUUAUUUGGAGAUGUAAAGGCCUGCUAUUGACUCACAACAAAUAGCUAUGCUGUCAUAGAAUGUUAUUUUUUAUCAUGGUUUGUUUGCGUUCCUAUACAAAUGGUAGCAGGCACUACUUGUAAGAAUAAACUACCAUUCUGUAAAAUUUCCAUAAGUUUCCAAAUUACUUGACAAUUGGAUGUUUUACGUAUUCUGGAGCCUGUGAAGACCUCACGUUAGUCCUCCUAUAAGCAAACCACCAGGGGGCAAAAUUCAGUGUGUAACACACUUGAUCAUUUGAUAAGGGGUGUCCAAACGUUUUCCACCCAAGCCUGCAUACAGAAAAACUAAAGCAUGUUGGCACCACUUUAUUGACUAUUCUUUUUUUAUUUAUUGAUUUAUUUUUACUUGGUUACAUGCUAAACCAAUGCAUUGAUGGGCAAAAUAUGCUAUGAACUUAAAUGAUGUAUUUAAUUCACCAUUGAGUUAUAGGUGACAAAGCAAUUGU
Molecule: messenger RNA, 1270 nt
Organism: Dunckerocampus dactyliophorus (ringed pipefish)
Lineage: Eukaryota; Metazoa; Chordata; Actinopteri; Syngnathiformes; Syngnathidae
Gene: lsm1
Product: LSM1, U6 small nuclear RNA associated
Exons: 4
Coding region: 133-534 (133 amino acids)
Biological process (GO): deadenylation-dependent decapping of nuclear-transcribed mRNA
Cellular component (GO): Lsm1-7-Pat1 complex; P-body
Molecular function (GO): RNA cap binding
Source: RefSeq, a predicted model, not a curated record